Molecule: messenger RNA, 405 nt
Organism: Hyphopichia burtonii NRRL Y-1933
Lineage: Eukaryota; Fungi; Ascomycota; Pichiomycetes; Serinales; Debaryomycetaceae
Gene: MCI4
Product: Mci4p
Exons: 1
Coding region: 1-405 (134 amino acids)
Biological process (GO): respiratory electron transport chain
Source: RefSeq, a predicted model, not a curated record
AUGAGAUAUACUAGUGUUUUAAGACAAGCUGAACAGGUUCUUGUUAGAGCCGCCAGUGGAUACCCAACUGGUCUUACUGGAUUAUACCAACACCCAAAUCCAAGACCAGCAUUAAUCUCAUUAUAUAAUCAUACUCUCAAAGUUUUAAAUCAAAAAUAUCCUCAACAAUCUGUUUAUAGACAAUCAGUAGAAGCCUUAACCAGAAACAGAUUGAAUGUUGUUGAAAACAAUGAAAUCACUGAAGAAAUCGAAAACAAAAUUGGUGGUGGUUUAAUUGAAGAAAUUCUCAUUCAAGCAAAUGAUGAAUUGAACUUGGUUAAUGAAUUAGCAGAAUUGAAAGUUUGGGAAGAAUUAGAAGAAAAACCUUUAGAUGAUCAAUGGGUUUACUUUGGUAAAAAAAUUUAG